Messenger RNA from Coffea arabica (coffee), 3522 nucleotides. RefSeq lists its product as uncharacterized. NCBI's taxonomy places the organism in Eukaryota, Viridiplantae, Streptophyta, Magnoliopsida, Gentianales, Rubiaceae. The record is from RefSeq and is a predicted model, not a curated record.
AUGAAUCAGGAGUGGGCUGAUGGGUAUGAGCUUUCGCAUGUCUCCCAUUUGUCCAGGGGACGGUCAGAUCAUGCUCCCCUCUUGAUUAAUUGUCAAAAUGGGAGCCACAGCAAACGCUCGUUUAGAUUUCUGAAUGUUUGGAGGAGGCAUUCGGAUUUUAUGGAUGUGGUUCGGCAGGGUUGGGCAAUGCCGGUGGAGGGUGAGGGUAUGCCGAAAUUUUAUAAUAAGCUGAGGGCUGUGAAGGGUUGCCUGCAGGUUUGGAACGUCCAGACAUUUGGCAAUAUUUUUACCAACGUACGGGCGGCCGCGGCUGUUAUGAAACAACGUGAGGAGCAGUUCGACGCUGCGAGGGAUUCUGUGUCCAGAGCAGCGUUGGAGGAGGCAAAUGCGGUAUUUGCCAGGAGUUUGGCGUUGGAGGGUGAGUUUUGGAGGCAGAAGGCGGGCAUCAAAUGGUUGCAGGUUGGGGAUGCUAAUACAGCUUAUUUCCAUUCUUGCUGCCGGCAACGUCGCAAUUUUAAUUUUGUCGCCCGCAUUAAGGAUCAGGCAGGUACUUGGUUGGAGGAUUUACAAGACAUAAGGCAAUCAGCGGUGGAUUUCGUUUCGGCGUUGUUCGCUUCUGAACAACACGGGUGGCAAUCUCCGGAGCUGCCCUUCUCUGUCCCUCAGCUUGCUCAGGCAGACAAUGACAUGUUAUCUGCUUUACCUGACAUGGCAGAAUUAAAGGGAGUGGUGUUCGCGUUGGACGCAGAUAGUGCCCCAGGGCCGGAUGGGUUUGGGGCAGGUUUUUACCAGGCCUGUUGGGAUAUUAUCCAGUCAGACUUAUUGGAGGCGGUUCAAGCUUUCUUCCAGGGUAUGCGGUUGCCUCGGAGCUUUACUAGCACGUCUAUUAUUUUACUGCCUAAGAUUGCAGGCGCCAUGCAGUGGAAGGAUUUUCGGCCAAUUAGUCUUUGCAAUGUCUGUUCGAAAAUUAUUUCUAAGCUCGUUUCGGAUCGGUUGGGUAGGGUUCUCCCGGCCUUAGUAUCACAGUGGCAGACUGGUUUUGUACCAGGACGGGGGAUAACGGAUAACAUCCUUCUGACGCAAGAGCUGGUGGCGGAUUUAGAUAGGCGGUUGAGACAUCCGAACCUCAUGUUAAAGUUGGAUAUGGAAAAGGCGUAUGAUAGGGUCGAGUGGCCAUUUAUUUUGUUUAUGCUUCGGAGAUUUGGUUUUGCGGAGCAGGUGGUUGACAUUUUCUUUCGGCUCGUGUCUAAUAAUUGGUUUUCAGUUUUGGUGAAUGGUGAGGCUGCUGGUUUCUUUAAAUCUUCAAGGGGUGUUAGGCAGGGUGACCCGGUUUCUCCUGGCCUGUUUGUGUUAGUGGCCGAUUUUUUAGGCCGCGGGCUACAUCAUCUGCUGGAGCGGCAGCCCGGUCGGUAUUUUGUUACGGCAGGGAGUCCGGUGCCGUACUUGGCCUUCGCAGAUGACAUGCUCUUGUUUACAAGAUGCUCAAAGGAUUGCCUGUCCGCGAUAAAGGGUUUUUUGAUGGAGUAUGAGGAGGCUUCAGGUCAAAAGGUGAAUGUUAACAAGAGCUCCUUUUUUCUGCCUUCAGGGGCUACGUCGGGACAGGAGCAGUUGGUGACCCGGGUUCUAGGAUUUCGCAGGCAAUCUUUCCCAUUCAUUUAUUUGGGCGCUCCUAUAUAUAAAGGUCGGAGGCGGGGUUUCUUGUUUGAUGAUAUUAUUUCGAAAAUGCGGGCCCGUCUUGGACACUGGAGUACUAAGUUGCUGUCCUUUGGGGGCAAGCUGGUCUUAGCACGGCAUGUACUUGCUUCAUUUCCGAUGUACUUACUUCAGGUGUUGAAUCCUCCAAAGGCGGUGACCACACGGUUAGGUAAAAUUUGUAAUGCCUUUCUCUGGGAUGAUAAGGGGGAGAGGCGUAUUCAUUGGUCCUCCUGGGACAAGAUGUGUUUUCCCAUUGAUGAAGGGGGCCUGGGUUUUCGGUCCUUUACGGACAUGGCAAGGGCAUUUGCGGUCAAACUAUGGUGGCGGUUUAGGCUUGGAGAGUCCAUUUGGGCAAAGUUCAUGCAUGCCAAAUACAUCAAAGGGGUUCAUCCGUCGGAGGCAUUGGUAGAGCGGGCUUCAGGUACUUGGAGGCGUCUUAUAGCCAUACGUCAAAUGGCUGAACAGAACAUUAGGUGGUGCUUAGGGGAAAGCCUUGUGGAUUUUUGGAAGGAUAGAUGGGUUUUCCAGGAGCCGUUAGAGAGUGUGGUGGAUCGCUCUGAGAAGCCCCAUUUCCUUGUCGCGGAGUUUAUUGCCAGCGAUGGAUGGGAUGAAACGCGUCUUGGCCGGUGGGUUCCAGGGUUUGUCAUCCAGGCGAUCAAAGAAGUACCCCAUGAUUUAGCUCGGAAGGAUAUGAUGGUAUGGUUGCCUUCUCCAACGGGAUGCUUCACGGUUAAGUCGGCAUGGGAGGUGCUUCGGCAAAGGAAGCAUCGGUCUCUUGUUGACUCCCUACUUUGGCCUUCGGUUUUGCCGGCAAAAAUGUCUUUUUUGGCUUGGAGAUUGGUGCGUAAUUUCCUACCUCUGGAUAUGACGUUGCGUUGUCGGGGUUUGGCUUUGCCCUCUCGGUGCGGGUGUUGCUACCAGGCGGAGGAGGCUCUUUUGCAUGUUUUCUUGACUGGCCCGGUUGCAUCGGAAGUGUGGCGGAGAGUGUCUGGCCGAUUUGGUUUUCAUUUGCGUAAUUGCUCGAGUAUGGCGUCGGUAUUUGUCUCUUGGCACUUUACUUCAGUUUCCUCUGCGAAGGAUCAUAUUCGGGUAGUCAUGCCAAUUGUAGUGUGCUGGUUCCUUUGGCUAGCCAGGAACCAGGAGCGCUAUCAGGGCCUGCGAUGGGAGGUUGGCAAGAUACUCUGCGAGGUGGACUAUUUUUUAGAACAGCUUGGAAGGGCAGGUAAGUUUCGUCGGGCGCACUUUACAGGGGAUGCGGAUUACGAGUUGCUAAGAUCCAUUAAGGUCUCUCCGCGGAGGGGAAUCCCUUGUGCGGUUGCCUGGGAGAAACCUCCGCUGGGGCUGCUUAAGCUCAACUCGGACGCCAGCGUGAAUUGUGGUAGGGCCUCGGGUGGUGGUCUGUUGUGCGACAGUCAGGGAAAAUUGAUUUUUGCUUUUUACAAAGAAUUUGGAGAUCAGGCUGUGUUGGAGGCAGAAAGUAUGGCUCUGCUGUGUGGUUUGCAGUUGUGUCUUCAACGGGGGCUUUGUCCGUCAUUAGUCGAGGUGGAUUCCAAAACGUUGGUGCAGCUGGUUGGCUCGGGGGUAAUAGCUAAGUGGCCAUUAUGUAAUACAUUGAGGAAAGUUAGAGAUUUAUUGCAAGGUUUUUUGGCUUCAUUCUCACAUAUUUUCCGCGAGGCCAAUUCUUCUGCGGAUAGGCUAGCAUCUAUAGGGGCUGGAGGCACCCCGGUGUAUGAUCAGUUUCAGCAACUACCGGCAUUGGUUCGGGCUUCGAUUAUUCUUGACGCGCGUGGAGUGCCGGGGGUUCAUUGGGUAAUUGAUGAGGCUUAG